AUAAAAAAAUAUACAUAGACACCACAUUGUAUUACUGGAUGAGCGGAAUAUAGACUUCAAAAAUCGUUACACUACGUUUUUUCGAAGUGGAAUUUCAUAUUUAAAAAAUGAAGAUGUCAAAAGCGGGACAGAGACAUCUUCUGGAGAUAAGUCACAUCAAUUUAUCGAAUCAGCUGUUUGUGACAUAUAUACGUCAGUCAGCCUGAUGUAUUCAAACUGCUGAAAACCCGAAAAGUCUUGAAAAAAACCUUAGAAAAUGUUUAUCGUCGUGUUAUAAAUUCGUGCAGAAGGAGUCAAAGUGAAGUAUGGCAACGAGGAAUCUCACAGAGCCCUUCGUGCUCAUGAGGAACAAUGCACUCCAGAGCAAGCACAUUUAUGCCGAACAGAAUUUGUCGGAUCGAAUGGCCCUCGUGGGCACUGAUCACAGGGGUGCUGAUAAUGUUGAGCUGAAGAGAAUUAAUCUGGGGGAUUCAUCGCCACCAGCCUGGACAGAUGCUCUGGAAGAGACUCAGUACAUACUCAGUAGAUUGAGGAAUAAAUUAGAUAGUUUAAUUGAACUCCAUGGGAAACAUUUGACGAGACCAACUCUGGAUGAUACCUCACAGGAGGAGAGACAGAUGGAACAGUUGACUAGAGAAAUAGGAAAGGCCUUCUCCAGUGGUUAUCGUCAGGUUCAAAUAGUGAAAAAUGCUGCGAGACACGAGACAAGGCCUGCUGAACGUAAUUUAGCAAUGAGUGCAGUCCUGGCGCUUUCAUCGGCUCUCCAAGAGCUUGGUUUGCGUUACAGAACAGCUCAGAAUAGUUACUUACAACAGGUGAAUUCAAGAGAAGAAAGGAACAGGCCUUUCUUCGAAGAGGAUCAACUGCUACUCCCUGACAUUUCUGCGGAUUCAUGGGUGACUGAAAAUAAUUAUAAUGAGCCUAACGAUCAAUUCUGGCAGCCAAUGCAACAGCAGAGGCAAGAAUCUGUCUUGCUGCAGCUUGAGGAGGCAGAGAACUCCAUGAGACAAGCUGCUGAGAGGGAACAGGAGGUUGGACAUAUCGUUCAAAGUAUAGCUGAUUUAAAUUAUAUUUUCAAGGAUCUAGCAGCAAUGGUACAUGAUCAAGGCACUAUUCUGGAUAGAAUCGACUACAAUAUUGAGCAAACCCAGUGUCAGGUACAGGAGGGCUACAAGCAAUUGAAGAAAGCUGAUUCUUAUCAGAGGGCAAACAGGAAACUCUACUGCAUUAUGAUUCUAGCUGCUGCCAUCAUUCUACUCAGUUUUCUCUUCAUCUUGUUUAAAACCUAGUCUUCAUUAAGUAUUUAUCUUUCAUUCAUAAUUGAUUGAAUGAGAAAUUGAAUUUAAAUUUUCAUCUGAUUUUCAUCGAUGAAAAACAGAGAGAAAUCAUUUCAGCAUAAAUUUUAUAAUGAAUUUUGUUUUCACGUGAAAAAUUGUGAAGUCUACUUCAAGUUAGGCGUUUAUUCUUUUAUAAUCCAUUUUCAUUUGUAUAUUCUGUGGUACUAAUCGAAUAAAGCGGCAUUUAAUCAAUUGAAAAUAAUUAUAAUGGAAUACUGCAGUAAUGACUGAGCAAGUAGUGUUGAUUCCGAUGAAAAAUUCCGGAUUGAUUUUUUCAAGCACUGAAAAUUGUAAGAAUAUGUUGUUGGAUGUACAAAUAUUUAAAUAAUCAUAAUUGUUGUGAAGUAAAGAAGAAUAUUCAAUUAAAACGGCAUUGAAAUGUUUUAUCUGCUGGUGUCAUUUUUCUCGAUUUUCCCUCCAUCUUGUUCGAAACCUAGUCUUCAUUAAGUAUUUAUCUUUCAUUCAUAAUUGAUUGAAUGAGACAUUGAAUUUAAAUUUUCAUCUGAUUUUCAUCGAUGAAAAACAGAGAAAUCAUUUCAGCAUAAAUUUUAUAAUGAAUUUUGUUUUCACGUGAAAAAUUGUGAAGUCUACUUCAAGUUAGACGUCUAUUCUUUUAUAAUCCAUUUUCAUUUGUAUAUUCUGUGGUACUAAUCGAAUAAAGCGGCAUUUAAUCAAUUGAAAAUAA
Molecule: messenger RNA, 2022 nt
Organism: Diachasma alloeum
Lineage: Eukaryota; Metazoa; Arthropoda; Insecta; Hymenoptera; Braconidae
Gene: Syx16
Product: syntaxin-16
Exons: 5
Coding region: 306-1289 (327 amino acids)
Biological process (GO): vesicle fusion; vesicle-mediated transport; intracellular protein transport
Cellular component (GO): membrane; SNARE complex; endomembrane system
Molecular function (GO): SNARE binding; SNAP receptor activity
Source: RefSeq, a predicted model, not a curated record